AUGGCGCGCUUCCAGCACUUAACGCACAAAAGUUACACGAUUCGCACUGGUUUUUCAAAGUCUGCGCGCUACAUUCACUACAGCAGGCUAAAGACGGAGCAGUCAGAUGCAGCAAAGUGCGAGCCAGUGGGUGAGGGUUGGCCAGCGAGGGGGCAGGUUGUAUUUGACAAUGUGACUGCGCGGUACAAUGUCGAUGGCAAGCGUGCGCUCAGCGGGAUGUCGUUCACUAUCAGGCCUGGGCAGCAUGUCAGUGUUGUUGGACGGACGGGGGCGGGCAAGACGAGCAUUGCCAUGGCGCUGUUUGGCUUGCUCAAGCCCAGUGAGGGCAGAAUCCUGAUCGAUGGCGUCGACAUUGGCACUGUUGACUUACACGCUCUGCGCAGCCGUCUGGGAGUCGUGCCGCAGACAUCGGUUCUGUUGACUGGCACUGUGCGCGACAACCUGGAUCCGUUCAGAAAGCACGCUGACUCAGAGAUCCAACGCUGUCUGAUAGCAGUCGGCAUGUCGGACGUUGCUCUUGACAGUCCCGUGCUUCCGAACGGCAGCGGAUGGAGCGUUGGUCAACAGCAGCAGAUAUGCCUGGCACGGGCACUACUGAAGCGCCCAAAGGUCCUUGUGCUGGAUGAGUCCACCGCAGCCAUUGAUAGUGGGACCAGCAAUCUCCUACACCAGCUGAUCCGCGACGAGUUUGCUGGCUGCACUGUCAUCUCGAUUGCACACCGGGUGGAGAAUGCGCUGGGCAGCGACAUGGUCCUGGUGGUCGAGGAUGGCAAGAUCUGUGAGUCCGGAACCCCAGACAACCUGCGCCAUGACCCAGAGAGCCAUUUUGCGCAGCUAGUGAAGCAAUCAGUAGAGAAGGCUGAUCCAUCAAAUACUUGCUGA
Molecule: messenger RNA, 882 nt
Organism: Linderina pennispora
Lineage: Eukaryota; Fungi; Kickxellomycota; Kickxellomycetes; Kickxellales; Kickxellaceae
Product: multidrug resistance protein ABC transporter family
Exons: 1
Coding region: 1-882 (293 amino acids)
Biological process (GO): transmembrane transport
Cellular component (GO): membrane
Molecular function (GO): ATP hydrolysis activity; ATPase-coupled transmembrane transporter activity; ATP binding
Source: RefSeq, a predicted model, not a curated record